AUGUCUUCCAUACCAGUGCCUCCACCGCGUCCCUCGCAUGAGGCGGUCCUUGGGGCUGGCGAGGUCAAGGCCUCCGGUGUUGACGAGAACGACCUCAACUCGUCGGGGAAUGAGGAAGACAGCAUCGAUCUACACAAAGAAAUAUACGAUACCAGCGCCAUAGACCCCGUUUUGGCAAAGAAAAUGGCGUUGACAAACAAUGCGAUUGACGAGAUUGGCAUGACCCCAUGGCAAUGGAAGCUGUUCUGUUUGAAUGGGUUUGGCUACACCGUAGACUCGCUGUUGAUUGUGUGCCAAUCUAUUGCACAACCAGCCGUGGCACAAGAAUUUGGCAAUCCCAGCAAGCACAUUGCUGGCGUGUCUCUGGCGUCUCAAGUCGGGCUCCUAGUCGGUGCUGCCGUUUGGGGGUUCAGCGCCGACAUCAUCGGUCGACGCAUAGCGUUCAACAGCAGUCUAUUCAUCUGUGCAUUGUUUGUGCUUAUUGCGGGUGCCAUGCCUAGUUACAUCUCCUUCUCUGCCAUGGUAGCCAUCUACUCGGCAGGCGCUGGAGGCAACUACAUCCUCGAUGCGACCAACUUGAUUGAGUUCCUCCCCGCAAGUCACUAUUGGCUCGUGACAUUCAUGGCCGUCUGGUGGGCUAUAGGUUACAUGAUCACCGGCUUUCUCGCCUGGGGAUUCAUGAGUAACUACUCUUGCGACCCCGAUGCCACGGUGGCCGAAUGUACUUGGGGAGACAACUGGGGCUGGCGAUAUCUCCAUUUCACCUGCGGCGCGCUUGUCCUCGUCAUCGCCACUCUUCGUGUGCUGGUCAUCCGCAUGCCACAGACGCCGAAGUGGUUGAUCUCACAAAACCGCGACGAGGAGGUCGUGGCCUCCCUCGCAAAAAUUGCACAGCAGUAUAAUCGCCCCUUCUCGCUGACGGUGGAGAGGUUGGAAAGUAUCGGCCGCGUGCUGCACACCGAGAAGAGCGUCUUCUCUGCCUUGCGACUUCGACAGCAUUUCUCCCAGCUGUUCAAAACCAAGCGUCUGGCGUAUUCGACAAUCAUGAUCAUCGCCAACUGGACUGUCAUCGGGACCGUGUCACCGCUGUUUAGCAUUUUCUUACCGUACUAUCUGAAAACCCGAGGGGCAGAUACCGGAUCAAACAGUAACUACACCGUCUGGCGCAAUUACGCACUCAACCAGGUUUCCGGCCUCUUUGGACCCAUCAUCGCCGCGGUGCUCGUGGAGACUCGCUACUUCGGUCGACGGGGCACACUGGCCGUUGGCGCCGCCAUCACGACGGCUCUGCAGUUCGGGUAUACACAGAUCAAAACGCCCGCGCAGAACGUAGGUGUGUCUUGUGCGAUUUCGGCCGCCAGCAACAUCUACUACGGGACGAUAUACGCCUACACGCCUGAGAUUCUCCCCGCCGCACACAGGGCGACAGGGUACGCUAUCUGCGUGGUUCUGAACAGGGUAGGUGGCAUCGUGGGUGUCUUGGUCGGAAGCUAUGCGAACGUCGAAACUACGGCGCCGUUGUUCAUUUGCGGCUCGUUGUUCGGUCUGUUGAUCAUCUUGAGUCUCUUGUUGCCUUUUGAGACGCUGGGCCGGAGAACCGUGUGA
This is a messenger RNA of Exophiala spinifera, 1605 nucleotides long. RefSeq lists its product as uncharacterized. The transcript is spliced from 4 exons. The coding region runs from base 1 to 1605 and encodes 534 amino acids. The record is from RefSeq and is a predicted model, not a curated record. Gene Ontology annotation, biological process: transmembrane transport. Lineage: Eukaryota; Fungi; Ascomycota; Eurotiomycetes; Chaetothyriales; Herpotrichiellaceae. Gene Ontology annotation, molecular function: transmembrane transporter activity.